AUGGCCCCGAAUGUCGAAAUUUCCAUCCCGACAGCCACCAUCGCGGACGCUCCCAGUCCGUAUACGCUAUACAACAUCACCAUCCGGCUGCCUCUACGGUCGUUCGUUGUCCAGAAACGCUAUUCAGAAUUUGCAUCGUUCCAUGACGCACUAGUCCGCCAGGUUGGCGCCCAACCACCCGUCGCUCUGCCCGGGAAGUCCUGGUUUUCCAACACGAACUCGAACGAGACUCUGCGCGAAGAGCGGCGCAAAGGCCUGGAAAGAUACCUGCGGGCCAUCAACGAGAGCGAGGACCCGCGAUGGCGUCAAACAAGCGUCUGGAGGUCCUUUCUAAACCUCCCCUCCCAAGCCCUGUCGGAUAGCUCUGCCGCAUCGAAGCUUCACAAGUCCAUCACGGAACCGGGCGCGCCAGGCGGCGGACCGAUCACGGAUCCAGUCCUGUGGCUGGAUUGCUACCGGGAGAUGAAGGCGCACUUACACGAGACGAGGCUGCAUCUGACGAGACGUGAUCAGGCCACGACUCCACAGAAACAACACGAGAGCUCGGCACAGGCCAAAAGCAGCUUGGUGAAAGCAGGGUCGAUGAUCGGCGCUCUUGAGGAAGGGCUGAAGAACCUGAGCGACAAGUCGUCUGGAUGGGGCGGCAGCAGGUUAGGCGAGGGAGAGAUCCGUCGGAGGAAGGAUCUCAUCGCGAGCGCCAAGAAAGAGAAGGACGGAUUGGAGAAUCUGCACAACGCGAUGGUGACGAAGAGCAAGCUCGACAACGCUGUCGCUUCGAUGCAGGACAAGGACGCCCUGGUGGGGAGCGCCAAACCCCGUUCUGGACGAGUCCUGGGCAAGGAAACGGACAAGACGCGGGAACUCGACAACCAGGGCGUGCUCCAGCUGCAGAAGCAGACGAUGGAAGAGCAGGACCGGAGCGUGGAGGAGUUGAUGAAAAUCGUCGCUCGACAGAAGGAGCUGGGGAUCGCCAUUAACAAUGAGCUGGAGAUCCAGAACGAGUUGCUCCGGAAAGCCGAUGAGGAUGUGGACAUGUUCGUACUCUCGCUGCUGAUUUCAUUAUUUACAAUACUGCCCGUCGUGCAUUUACUAACUGGAGUAAUAAUAACUAGAUUACAACGGAAAAUCGAUAUCGGAAAGAGAAGGCUCGGGAAGAUAUCCUGA
Rasamsonia emersonii CBS 393.64 is the source of this 1164-nucleotide messenger RNA. RefSeq names its product SNARE complex subunit (Vam7). The record is from RefSeq and is a predicted model, not a curated record. Gene Ontology annotation, cellular component: intracellular membrane-bounded organelle. Lineage: Eukaryota; Fungi; Ascomycota; Eurotiomycetes; Eurotiales; Trichocomaceae. Bases 1 to 1164 code for a protein of 387 amino acids. The transcript has a single exon. Gene Ontology annotation, molecular function: phosphatidylinositol binding.